Molecule: messenger RNA, 5714 nt
Organism: Oncorhynchus mykiss (rainbow trout)
Lineage: Eukaryota; Metazoa; Chordata; Actinopteri; Salmoniformes; Salmonidae
Gene: adam15
Product: ADAM metallopeptidase domain 15
Biological process (GO): proteolysis; integrin-mediated signaling pathway; innate immune response
Molecular function (GO): metalloendopeptidase activity; integrin binding
Source: RefSeq, a predicted model, not a curated record
AAUGCGAUUACACCAUCGCUGUAAACACGCACUCAGUCUUUUGCCGAAUGUCUUGCAUGUGCGAAACUGUCUGCCUUUCAGGAAUUAAGAUAUUCUGGAUAGCACUUUGGGAGUUUAACAAGAUCACAGUGGCUCAUCUCCGCUACGGAAGGGACAUAUGUUGUAGUAGCUCUUGAGUGUGAAGGUAACGGUACUGGAAAUAUGACCCUGCGAUAACUGCGGCCAGAGGCUACGGACAGCGGGCCGGUCUUGUUUAGAGGUUUAUUACAGGACUUUAUGGUGUGGGCUAAUGGCGCAGGUAAAUGAAGCCUCUUGAAAUAAAGUUACACGUUCGAUUGACUGGCCCAUGCAACACUUCUGCUCUGCGCGUGCUUUUGUGGAUGCCAAUCAUGGACUUUCGCUUGACAUUUGCCCUUGUAGGCAAAUUGAGGUAGCCACAUAGUUGCCUCCGACAGAACCUGUUGCCUUUCUCCGUUUCUGAAUGCCUUGUUUUACAUCCUUUAGGUGGAUUAAUUGAUGGACACGAGCCAAUGUCACUGCGCAACAAUGUUUCUAUCUGGAGCUCUGGUAACAUUGGUGCUACUCGAGACUGUUACAUUUCGCCGGACUCAAUCAAAUACGUUACUUAGUAGCCGUUUAGGAUUACUGGACGAUAACGAUUUGCAGGAAUAUCUGCUGGCGGAAAGUCAUUUGAACUCAAAUAAAACAGAGAUGGAGAAGCCACAAGAGAAGCUGUCUCCUUUGAACGCAACAACAGUAUCGUCCCACUCCUCACUUACAAGUCCAUUGCACCACCAUGGUAGUAGACACGGCAAGCCACUGGAGAGGACCAGGCCCUUUGUGGUAGUGGACGGACACAAGAGAAGUCUGAGUGAGGCCUUGCAGAAUGGUCACCCAGACAAGCUACAGUGUGGUCUUCAAUUUGGAGGCAGCAUCUAUCUUUUGGACCUGGAGAAAAACCAUGAUCUCCUGCCCAAGCCCCCCAAUGUCUUCUACUACCUCCCUAAUGGCACUGGGGUGUCUUUAGAGGAGAGCACAGUGACUCACUGCUACUACCACGGCUCAGUGAGAGGCUUCCCACAGUCCAGGGUGGCUCUCAGUACCUGCUCUGGACUCAGGGGCGUGGUGGCCAUCAACUCCACCCUGAGCUUUGAGCUGCAGCCUGAGGAAGAACAUGAGGACGAGGAGGGGGCAGAGGAGAGUGGAGGGGAGGAGGAGGAGGAGGGGAUGCACCUGCUCUACUCCACCAGACCUCUGGAGAGGGGUAGUGUUGGGGGCUGUGGGGUGUCCCAUACACCUGUACCUCCCAUCCACAUCCCACCACAAGUCCCACACAGGAGUAAGAGGGAUAUUCUCUCAGAGACCAAGUACAUAGAGCUUGUGCUUGUAGCUGAUCACAAAGAGUACCGUAACUAUCAGAAAAUCAACAAGACUAUCAUCUAUCGAAUGCUGGAUGUGGCCAACCAAGUAGACUGGUUCUACCGGCCGCUGAGUGUGCGUGUGGCUCUAACUGGGGUGGAGAUCUGGAGUGACCAAGAUAAGAUCCAGGUUGACAAGAGUCCCUCAGACACCCUCAACCGCUUCCUGGAGUGGCGCACCAGAGAGCUGCUGCCACGCCUGCGCCACGACAAUGCUCAGCUCAUUAUGGGGGGCUCAUUUGAUGGAACUACAGUGGGAAUGGCAUCUCAGUCUUCCAUGUGCUCCAAGGACCGGUCAGGAGGGGUCAAUGUGGAUCACCUGGUCAGUGUACUGGGGGUGGCGUCCACCAUUGCCCACGAGCUCGGGCACAAUCUGGGCAUGAAUCACGACACGGCCGACCGGCGCUGCCAGUGUCAGAAUGAACCACGCCUGGGAGGCUGCAUCAUGGAGCCAUCUACUGGUUUCAUGCCAGGCCAGCUGUUCAGCAGCUGCAGUGCCAGAGACCUGUCCCUCAGCCUGCUCCAUGGUGGGGGGAUGUGCCUCUUCAACGUGCCCCAGCCUGAGAAACUGCUGGGGGGGCCACGCUGUGGAAACCUCUACGUGGAGAAGGGAGAGGAGUGUGACUGCGGCCUGCUGGAUGAGUGUAACGAUCCCUGCUGCAACGCCACCACCUGUAAACUGGUUCCUGGGGCCCAGUGUUCCUCCGAUGGCAUCUGUUGUGACAACUGCAGGCUGCGUUCAGGUGGAUGGAUGUGUCGGCAGCCCCUGGGGGAGUGUGACCUCCCAGAGCACUGCACUGGUACCUCUCCCUACUGCCCCCCCAACGUGUUCUUGCAGAACGGCGAGCCCUGCGAGGAAGGCUCCUCCUACUGCUACAGCGGUGUCUGCGCCAGCCUCAACACACAGUGCCAGAUGUUGUGGGGACCUAAUUCCACCAGGGCUCCGCCUGUCUGCUUUUCCUCCGUCAACAAACAGGGCAACAAAUACGGCAACUGUGGCCAGAUGGCCAACGGAACCUACAUUCCCUGCCCUAGCAAAGAUGUGCAUUGUGGGAGGCUCCAGUGCCAGGGAGGCAACGACCGUCCGUUGCUAGGCACCAGCGCUGAGAUCCUGACCACCAAAGUAAAAUUUAACUACAGCGACUUUGUCUGCCGGGGAACCUACUUCCACCUUGGCGACGACGUCUCCGACCCUGCCAUGGUGGCACAGGGCACCGCGUGUGGUCUUGGCAAGGCCUGUUGGAACCAGCGGUGUCAGGAUGUGUCUUUGUUCGGCGUCGACGAGUGUCAGAGCAAAUGCAACGGACACGGGGUGUGCAACAGCAAUAAGAACUGCCACUGUGACGUGGGCUGGGCUCCUCCAGACUGUAGGUACACGGGCCAUGGAGGCAGUGUGGACAGUGGCCCUGCAAGAGCACCUAGAGGAUCUGACCCGGCACGUGUGGCCUUGCUGGUCAUCUUCCUCUUCAUCCUGCCAGUGGUUCUCCUCUUCCUCGCCCUGCGUUUCCCCCGCUGUCACCGCAACCUGCCCUGUCUGGGCACUACCAGCCUCUUCCACAAGGGCACCGGACGCCAACAGAGCCGGACCCCGGCCACCGAGCGAGUGGAUGCUCGUAACGGGGAACAGGUUCAACCUCUGAGGUACCACUGGAGCCGCCAGAGUGACAUCCAAAUGACCCCAUCGCUGCCUUCUAACAAGGUUCAGGACAGACCUGCUCCGCCUACUAAGCCACUUCCUCCUGACCCUGUCUUAAAACAAGCCCAGCCAUCGUUGAGUCGGCCGGCUCCUCCCACCAAGCCUCUACCCCCUGACCCUGUGCUAACAGGCAGCCAGGCCCUUGUACCACCCAAAAAACCACCAGCCCCCAGGAAGUCCUUGCCUUCGGACCCCCCGUCACAUCCCACCCAUCCUGGGUAUGCUGCAUAUGGUGCCCCCGUGCAACAUGGAGCGAGUAUAACUUCAGUUACACCUAUUGGCCCUCCUGUUGCAGCCAUCCCUUCCAGACGUGCCCCUUUACCUCCAGUACGGACGUCACAACCCAGAAAACCUAACUCGACACCUCCGAUUUAAUCACCAAAGACCCUCAAAACCACUAGGAUUCUCUUAAACCAGACAGCACGAAUUGCACUGAUUCAGCCAGGAGUUUUAUUAUGGAGACCCUUAUAGGACGGCUCAGAACCCAGAAGUCUCCAAACGAAGGCUGCGUUUCACUCUCCCUGCCCCCCUAAACUAUUUCCUGUUGCCUUCCUACUGAGAGACUGACAGGUUCCUUGGUUGGUUACCUGCCAUGUUGGGACAGACUGGGACUCCGAGCAAAGCAGAGAAGGUCUGGAAUGUUCAGUCAGGUUGAUCCGUUGGCCAUUGAGAAACUGAAUGGAUGUAGUUAAGUAUCCAUCAAAGAUGUAACACUUCAUGAAAACUGUGUGGCUUUUGACAUUAACUGACAAUUACAAAAACGGAUGUCAACACAGAGGAUAAACUCAAUCAAGAUUAAAGGCCCAGUACUGGUGGGCCUACUUUAUGGCACUAGCACAUUUGAAUAUGCUCUGUGAUGCUUCAGAAUAGCUUAUUACUCUUCAAAUUAUAGGUUGAAGCCCAAGUCAUCCUCCCAUUCUGACUGUGGCCACCAUUUUGCAGUAUUUUAUUUUAAGUGACUUGGUUAAUGCAGGCCUCAGGAAACAAGUCCAGACCACCUCUGGCUCUCUUUCUGGAAUAAAGAAGCAUAUCAACACUUUCAUUCACCGCAAUGAUUCCUUUGAUCUCCAUCACAAUGGUGUCAUUGAGGGGGAGGACCUUGCAUGCAACCCUCUGACUAAUGAGAUGAAAUGAGAAUAGUGUCACAGAAACUUUAGCCGUUCUCGGUUGCAGAGCUGUACAACUAACUGCACAACUGUAGAUACCAGAAAAUUGGAACUUGCCUACUAAUUCUAAUUCUAAUUCAACUAUUUAAAAGCCAAAGAGAUGGAUCUCUGGAGAAGUGAGGGGGGAAGUAGAUUGAACUUUGUGAAAUGCGAGGGCACUUCUCGAAGACUGACCUACGUUGUGACAGAUCUACGUUGUGACAGAUCGGUUGCCUUUUUUGUACCUUUCAGUUGUGCCGCACCAGUUUUGUCCGAAAUGAGUUAAGUGCACUCCUAGAAUGUCUUUACAUAUUCAGGUGAAUUAAAACCAAGCCAUGGGAUUCACUUCUUAAACUGGGGAAAUGCACAGACUGAAUGUACAAAAAAACUAUAGGCUCACACUUUACAUUAAGUCACAGCAAUGCCAUGUAGUUACACCAAAUAUAAUUUUCUGUCUUAUUUCAUGUAACUAGAUUGGUAAUUAAUGUCAAUUUUUUUUGUUGUCACUUAUCCUUUUAGUGCAAUUCAAGCAUUGUUAUGUUCCUUCUCUGCAGUUUGAGUAACUACAUGGUAUAAGGGCAACUUAAUAUAAAGUGUUCUGAGGGUCUGGAAUAAACCACAAUAUAAGUAUUACUACUCCUGAAGUGGUGGGCCACCUGUACAGGGGCUGUAUGUCAACAGGCAACAGUAUUGCUUUUGCCUGCAUGUCAUGAAAGUGUAUUUCAUUUCUAGUGAAUGAUUGUUGUUUUCUAUGUCAAAACGUCUGUUAGUCUUCUAUUUAAUAUUGUUUAAAGCGAUGAAUUCCAAGCCUUAUGAGUUUUAAGUUAAUAACAUACACAUAUGAAGACCAAGUGAUUGAAUUUGAAAGCACUCCACGGCAACAUGGCUAACUGUGUUUAUACAGCAAAUAGAUGAUGUUGUGUAUCAAUGAUGGCUUAUUUAGUCAAAGAGAACAGCUAGCAGGUAUGAUACUUGAAAUUGGUAACUGAUACUCUUCAUCCUGAUUUGAAAUCUGCCAGUACUGGUAUGCAAUAUACAUUACAAGCAUUUCAGAUCAUUUGACUGUUAAUUAUUUUGAUUAAUUACUAAAGGUGUCAAGGUUGAUUUAUGAAAACCUCUAAAUGGCGCAGGCAUGUGAUUAUGCCUUCCAUCGGUCCAUUUGAUUUAGAAUAUGUAAAUGUCCUUUUUUGACCUUCUACUGACAAUGCUCUGUUCCAAUGUUCUAAACACACUCUCCCUUUGGUUCUAUUCAUAUGUCUUACAUUUCUAAUACGUCUGAUUAUCAGUAUGAGAACACUCAGAUGUAACAUGAAUUGUUACGAAUUUUGCUCAAUGCAAUUAUGAGAUUGUCUUUUCAGGAGACUGUUCUACUUUGACCUCUGUCUGCAGUUUUCCUACUGUCUCAAUUGAGACAUUAACUGCUGCUGAGGGAAAUAAAACAGACUGGACAAAUUA